UCGUCACCUCGAGCACGGCCACAAGGCCGGUCUUCGAAACGUAAGAGUGGUGCCGUGCGCAAACCGGUCAAGCGACGAAGAGAAACAUACGGAGACGACAGCGACAUCGAGCCGGACAGUGAUGAGAUAGAGGAGGACGAAGAGGAAGAAGCUUCCUUUGCCGAGUCCGACGCGGACGAAGAGUUUGCCACGAGUGCGAAGACUGGCAGGAGGGUGCGUGCAGCCGCUCGGAAGCCCGUCAAGUACGAAGAAGAGCCAUCAGAUGUCGAGCUUGCGGAUGAGGACAGCGAUCGCGACUCUUUACAACCGUCUCCAGCAGCUCGAAGCAGGCAGGCAGCGGGCUUGAAGAAGCGGUCUCUCAUGGUGAAGCUGAAGUUACCCAGCAUGGCAGAAGGUGGCCGCGCUUUGCGGCCACGCACCGGCAGCAAAAGCCUAACGAAGCGUGAGCCCACACCACAGGAGUAUCGCGGGAUGGCAAUGCGUAGGAGCAGCCGGAUAUCGCACGAUGAUCAAGAGCCGCUGGUAGCGUUGACCGACUCGGGCAGGCACGAGACAAUCACCAGGCCAGGAACAGCAACACCAGAGCCUCCGUCUCGAAGACCAACACGAGGCAGUAAAGGUCUCAAAAAGCCGCCGAGUGCGAUCAUGGAGGCGUCUCAGGAAGACUCCCAGCAAUUGCAAUCUCAGACCCAAGGUGAAGACCUGCUGUCACAGCUCAACCAGGCAGCAACCCACACACGACUAGAAGUGGACCCCACGUCUCCGGAAGCUGCCGCGCAGGCGGAGAACGAUGAUGAUGACGACAUCCGCAUGGAGCGUGUGGACGAAGAUGAGGUUGUCGUACAAGAAUCUAUGGACGAUGAUGAUGAAGACGAUGGCCCGAUUGCAGGCGCCGGCCGCUCACUGAGGCCGCGUCGGAAAGCGUCCACGCCACCAACUUCGCAACCUGCCCGCGGCUCUCAGAUUGCGGAUGAAGCAGCUGAUCUUGAGGAAGACCAUCGCCGCAACAAACGCACUCGCAAGGGGCCAGCCACACGCUCCGAAAUCGCGUUCGAGCCCAAUCUACGCAAUCGUAGCAACCGUCCUGAUUACCGUAUUCUACGCCCUGAGCUCUUACUACCCAUGGAAGAUGACGACGCUCCGGCUGCGCCUUCGGGUACACCGCAGCGUAACCGGCGUGGAGGAGGAGGCGGCGUCUAUCGCAGCUUGUUCUCCACUUACGGACCAUUUGGUGGCGCCGGAGGUCCUGCGCCUGUCUUUGGCGGACCGGACGGCGCAGCCGCGGCAGGUGGUGUAGAUUCCGAUAGUAGCGAUGACGAUGCAAGAGGCGGUCAGCAGGGCGUAGGAGGCGCUGUUGGCAUGACACCCACCUCCGCCUUCCCCAAACCGUACGUGCCGCAGACUCACAGCAACGACCCUAUCCAAGGACCCGGUGGCGGGCCGCCUGGACUCGGUAAAGUCAAGGACAAGCGAGCUCUGGCGGAUGCCGAUCCUUUGGGCGUCGACACGAACGUGACCUUCGACGGCGUUGGUGGUCUUGACAACCACAUCAAUCAGCUGAAGGAGAUGGUGGCGCUACCACUGUUGUAUCCGGAGGUCUUUCAACGCUUCCACGUUACGCCGCCACGUGGUGUGCUCUUUCACGGCCCACCAGGUACGGGUAAAACAUUGCUUGCUCGCGCUCUCGCAUCCAGCGUUAGUUCGCAUGGUAAGAAGGUGACAUUCUACAUGCGUAAAGGCGCGGAUGCUCUCAGUAAGUGGGUUGGUGAAGCCGAGAGACAGCUUCGAUUGCUUUUCGAAGAGGCGAGGAAGAAUCAGCCCAGUAUCAUCUUCUUCGAUGAGAUUGAUGGCCUAGCCCCCGUGCGCUCGAGCAAGCAGGAGCAGAUUCAUGCUUCCAUUGUGGCUACACUUUUGGCGCUUAUGGAUGGUAUGGAUGGUCGCGGGCAAGUUAUCGUCAUCGGUGCAACGAAUCGACCAGACUCUGUUGAUCCUGCCUUGCGUCGUCCUGGACGCUUUGACCGUGAGUUCUACUUCCCGCUGCCGGAUGAGAAGGCAAGACGCGCCAUCAUCGACAUUCAUACCAAAGGCUGGGAACCUCCACUGCAGCCGGCGUUCAAGGAUCAGCUUGCGGAGAUUACACGAGGCUACGGUGGUGCGGAUCUACGUGCAUUGUGCACAGAGGCGGCACUCAAUGCUGUACAGGGAACGUAUCCGCAGAUAUACGCAAGCGACAAGAAGCUCGUCAUCGAUGCCAGUACGAUCAAGGUGCUGGCGAAAGACUUCAUGAUCUCCGUUAAUAAGAUUGUGCCGUCUUCGGAGCGUUCGGCUUCUUCUGGCGCUGCUCCGCUGAAAAAGGAUGUUGAGCCACUCCUCAGACGGCCACUCCAGGAGCUCACGGAUCGCAUGAAUGAGGCCAUACCACGGAAGCGGAAGGCUACGGCGCUGGAAGAGGCUAUGUACGAUGAUAGGGAUGACGAGCUAGGAUUUGAGCGAGAGACAAUGCAGAGGCAGUUUGAGUCUUCGCGGAUCUUCCGUCCACGGCUACUGAUUCACGGUCUUCAGGGUAUGGGACAGCAGUACCUGGGUGCCGCAUUGCUCGGCAAGCUUGAGGGCAUACACGUUCAGAGCUUCGACAUGGCCACGCUGAUGAAGGAUUCGACAAGGUCACCCGAAGCAGCGGUCAUCCAACUUUUCGAAGAGGUCAAGCGCCACAAACCCAGUGUCAUCUACAUACCCGACAUCGACCUUUGGCAUCAGACCAUGAGUGACGCUACAAUCCGCACCUUCACCGGCCUACUACGCAGCUUGCCACCCACUGAGCCGGUCUUGCUCCUUGGCAUAGUGAACAAGGAUCUUACCAACAAAACCCAAGUCACCAGAUCCGACAGGAAGAUGAUGCAAGACCUCUUCGCAUAUUCCGGCAAGAAUCGCUACAUGCUCGUUCGGCCUACCGAUCCGGAACGGCGGGAGUUCUUCAACGCCGUCAUCGACCUCAUCAGCAAGCCGCCGUCGGAGUUCCCGGAGCAAGAAACUCGAAAGCGCCGCAAGCUUGCUGAGCUGCCUGUUGCGCAGGCGCAGGAAGAGCCAAAGCGUGGUCCGACGAAAGAUGAGCAGAAAGCGCAGAAGAAGAAGGAUCAACUCACACUUAACAUGCUCAAGAUCAGCAUCCAGCCUGUGAUGGAUCAAAUCAAGAGAGUGCACAAGAAGUUUCGGACUCCGAUCGUCGAUGAGGCCGCUAUCACCUAUCUAUACGAUGAGCAGAAUCCGGACCUAGUUACGACCGACCUGAGUGAGGAGCAGAGGCAGCAACAGCAACUAUUUCGGCCGUAUGAGCUUGACAAGGAUGAGAAGGGUGUGGCAGGCUUGCGCGAGGUCGCUAGCGGCAAGUUCUACUACAAUCUUGAGAUUGUCACGAUCGAGAAGCGGCUCUCAAAUGGGUACUAUAAGCGGCCGAAGGACUUCACGGCGGAUAUCAAGCGCUUAGCUAAAGAUGCCAAAACCUCGGGCGACCAGGACCGGACACUCAAGGCGAAUGAGAUGCUGGCCAAUGUUGAGGUUGACAUGGCCAUGCUGGAGACUCAGCAAGCGGCGCUUGUCGCCGAAUGCGAGGCCGUGUACGAACGUGAGCUUGAGCGGGAGAGGGAGCAGGUGCGGAAGAUGCGAGAGGCCGAGCGCGCUGGCUUGGAUGUACCAAGGAUUGUGCCCAACGUUCCGCCGCCGAACGCAUCGAAGACGACGACAGAGACAUCCGGGCCGGUUAUGCUUGGCCAGGAGGUGCCUGGUCGACCCGCGCUGUUUCCAAUAACGCCGAGUCGUAUGCCAGCCGGUGGGCCAAGUCCGAACUCGAACCCCUGGAGUACUACCAAUGGUAGCCAUCCGUCGCACCAGACGAACGGCUCCACGGUGCCUUCGCGACCGCAAGAGGACUCCGAGAUGUUGGACAGUCAGCACGAGGUGUUUGAGCAGCAGCAGCAACAGUCGCAGCGAGAUCCGCACAUCACGUCCAGCCAGCAGAACACGCAGGGUCAACGGUCGCAGAAGAGCGCGCAUACACAGAUCGCACAAGGCUCACAGCUAGAUCAAUAUCACAACAGCGCAUCAACUACAACCUCAGGACAGAAGACGAGUGACCGAAGUGGACGGAGUAGUGAUCCGUACUCGCAGUACUCGAACGGCGUCCACAACAACCAUCCGAACUUCAACACCUUCACACCUGCCGUCGGCGGCAGUCAGCUUCCCGACACACAGCCGCAAGAAGAAGCGCCGGCUUUCGAGCCAUCGCAGCCAUCGCAAUCAUCACAGAACAUGCCUCCACCCGCCGCCCCGUCGCAGAACCACCGCCAAGCGAGCAUCCAUUCGAUCCUUAACAAUGCCGAGGACGCUGCUCCCACGACAACCACGACGGCGAACAAGACCGCUGCGGCGAUGUCCCGCAUCAUCCUCGACCAAGCCGAUUUGGCACUCCUGCAUGGUUUCCUCGUGCGGUAUAGUUCCGGCAUGAGUGUGGAGCAACUGGAACAGGUGAAUGCGAGUUUGAUGGAUGUGGUUUGGAGGCUACGCGGAGAUUGGAACCGGAAUCAUGUGUUGCAUGCGGUUAAGGAGGCGUUUAAUGAGACGGUGAAGGAUAUUGAGAAUUGCCAGGAGAUUAAGCCGCCGAGUCAGGAGGAUGACGAUGCUUAG
This is a messenger RNA of Baudoinia panamericana UAMH 10762, 4680 nucleotides long. RefSeq lists its product as uncharacterized. The record is from RefSeq and is a predicted model, not a curated record. Lineage: Eukaryota; Fungi; Ascomycota; Dothideomycetes; Mycosphaerellales; Teratosphaeriaceae. The annotation marks the transcript as partial. Gene Ontology annotation, cellular component: nucleus. The transcript is spliced from 3 exons. Gene Ontology annotation, molecular function: chromatin binding; ATP hydrolysis activity; histone binding. Gene Ontology annotation, biological process: positive regulation of transcription by RNA polymerase II.